AGACGGCGGAAACGUUUGGGAGCAGCAGCGAUGGAGAAAUAUGAGAAAAUCAAAGUUGUCGGAAGAGGAGCUUUUGGGAUCGUUCACCUGUGCCGCAGGCGCAGUGACGGGGCCUUUGUCAUCCUGAAGGAGAUCCCAGUGGAGCAGAUGUCAAGAGACGAGCGCCUGGCGGCUCAGAACGAGUGUCAGGUCCUGAAACUGCUCAACCAUCCGAAUAUCAUAGAGUAUUAUGAGAACUUCCUUGAAGACAAGGCCCUUAUGAUAGCUAUGGAGUAUGCACCAGGUGGAACUUUGGCUGAUUACAUACAGAAGCGUUGCAACUCUCUGCUGGACGAGGACACCAUCCUUCACUUCUUUGUACAGAUCUUACUUGCAUUGUACCACGUUCACAACAAACUGAUCUUGCACAGAGACCUUAAGACACAGAAUAUUCUUCUUGACAAGCACCAGAUGAUCGUCAAAAUUGGUGACUUUGGAAUCUCCAAAAUCCUUGUCAGCAAGAGCAAAGCCUACACGGUGGUUGGGACACCGUGCUACAUCUCUCCAGAGCUGUGUGAGGGAAAGCCAUAUAACCAGAAGAGUGACAUCUGGGCUUUGGGCUGUGUGCUCUAUGAGCUAGCGAGCCUUAAGAGAGCCUUCGAGGCUGCUAAUCUACCUGCCCUCGUUCUGAAGAUCAUGAGCGGAACAUUUGCUCCAAUUUCAGACCGGUACAGCCCCGAACUCAGACAGCUCAUCCUCAACAUGCUCAAUCUGGAUCCAUCCAAACGGCCACAACUUAAUGAAAUAAUGGCUCUUCCCAUAUGCAUCAGGCCUCUUCUUAAUCUCUACACAGAUAUAGGCAAUGUCAAAAUGCGCAGGAUUGAGAAACCACUGUCUACUGUACAAACUGGUCCUCAAGGUAGACCAGGUGGGAGAGUUCCUACCAACAGGUCCAGAGAUGGAUCAGUGGGUCAAGGAUCAGGGAAGGUGCAUUCCCUCCCGCUGUCCUCAGUUUACACAUGGGGAAGUGGAAUCUCAGCACCUCUCCGCCUGCCAAUGCUCAACACCGAGGUGCUGCAAGUGUCUCUUGGUCGAACUCAGAAGAUGGGAGUGACCAAGUCUGGCCGUCUGAUUACAUGGGAGGCUCCGUCAGUGGGGUCCGGUGAGGCCAGUCUGCCCGGUGUGGUGGAGCAGAUGCAGCCUCAGUUUAUUUCACGUUUCCUUGAGGGUCAGUCUGGAGUCACCAUCAAGUCUGUGUCCUGUGGCGAUCUUUUUACUACCUGCAUGACAGACAGGGGCAUUAUCAUGACAUUUGGAAGUGGAAGCAACGGCUGCCUGGGACACGGUAACUUCAAUGAUGUAACGCAGCCUAAGAUAGUUGAAGCACUCCUCGGCUAUGAGCUGGUUCAGGUAUCGUGUGGUGCUUCCCACGUACUCGCUGUGACCAAUGAAAGAGAAGUAUUUGCUUGGGGAAGAGGAGACAAUGGUCGCCUCGGGCUAGGCACCCAAGACACCCACAACUCUCCACAGCAGGUUUGUUUACCAGUGGAAUUUGAGGCCCAAAAGGUGAUGUGUGGAGUGGACUGCUCCAUGAUUAUCAGCACCCAGUACAGCAUUGUGGCAUGUGGAAGCAACAGAUUCAACAAGCUCGGGCUGGAUAAAAUAACAGCUGGAGAGGAACCAAAUCCCUCAAAUCAGGUGGAAGAAGUCCAUUCUUACACUCCUGUCCAGUCAGCCCCACUCAACAGUGAGAAGAUUGUUCAUAUUGACAUUGGGACAGCCCAUUCUGUUGCUGUUACAGAAAGAGGUCAUUGUUUCACCUUUGGCAGCAACCAGCAUGGUCAGAUGGGUUGUAGUUCCCGUCGUAGCAGCCGAGUGCCGUACCUGGUGCCGGGGCUGCAGGGCAUCACCUUGGCUGCCUGUGGAGAUGCUUUCACCUUAGCUAUUGGAACUGACGGGGAGGUGUAUACCUGGGGGAAGGGGGCCCGCGGCCGCCUCGGUAGAAAGGAGGAGGAUUCUGGGAUACCGAAGGCGGUGCAGCUUGAUGAGAGUCACCCAUUCACGGUGACAUCUGUGGCUUGUUGUCAUGGCAACACUCUGCUGGCAGUGAAACCUUUGCUUGAAGAACCUGUCCCAAGAUGAUUCUGUCCUAAACUCGAACUCACACCCACUCAGUGGUCGUCAUGAAGCUUGGCAGUGGCAUGAGGUGAAGCUUCAUCUGAACAUAACUCCUCCCAGAGGCCCGUCUGUGCUGCAGUUGAAAGAUUCCCUUUCAUGCUGCAGCUGCGGCCUCAGAUUCUCACUUGGUCUUCCUCUCUAUCUAUUUUUUUCCUUCUCUCUCUCUCUCCUGCUCUCCAGGAAUGAAUGUUUGUUUCAUUCAGUGGUUUGAUAUCACGCAGCAAAGCAUAGAAAAGGUCAAACCCUGUGUGUUGCAGCAGGUGUAUCUUACAACAGGUUAGACGAAGGAAUGUUGUAACACAGUUUCUAAAGAUGGAUUACAGGAAGUCAUUAAGCAGCUUUCAUGUGGAGAGCCAUUGUCCUUUCUCACGUGCAGAGUUAGCCUGAUAAAGGCCAGUAAGAGUCAAACUGGUUUGAGCUCUCGUAAGCCACUGGUGAAUGACAAGACUCAGUGCACAGAAAAGAAAAGAAUGAAAGCCACUUGAGUAUUUAGCAACUCAUCAGUCAAAUGAACCAAACGCAAUAGUGUCGAUCACAUCGUCAGCACUCACAUUGUGCUUUAUUGGAUUAGUCCUCCAAUACAUUUGCAACUCAACUGCAGCGUUCAAACCAGAUAAAGAUGUGCUGUUCAGGAUAAAUGACUCACUCGUUCACUCGUUUACUACUCCCUAUACAACAGACACUCAACAGUUAAAUCUGCAGGGAGCAGUAUACAGUAUAUGGACACGUACUGUAUGUAUACAUCAUCAGUGUUUUGCUUAAUCGCUUACAUCUAUUAAAUGUGACAGAUUGCAUUGUUUUGGUUCCAUUUUAGCAAUAUUUGUGGGCAUGAUAUGAAGUAUAAAAUCACACUUGGACACUGUGGACACUCAUAGAAAACAGUGGACAGUAAUUAAGUGCACAAUAUUGUAAAUGAGUGAUUACUGAGAGAGCUACAGUAUGUACUGUAAUGUGUAUUAUAUUUAAAAUGCAAUGCUAUAUGUACUGUGUAAACUGUUGUCCUAGCAUGACUGCCAAACUGGUGUUAGAAGCACUCCGAUAUUUUACUGAGGAAAAGUAGCAGUAACACCCUGUUUCAAGCUAUUCAGUAAUUUACUUAAGUAAAAGUACAUCAGUAUUUAAUCAAAAUAUAAAACUACAAGUGUUCAUUAUCCAGAAUGGCCUAUUUCAGAUUAGAUUAUUUGUAUUAUAAUGAUUGAUGCAUUAAUGUGUAAGCAUCACUAGUGUUACAACUUGUAAACAUGGGGGUAUUUUUUAUAUUUCUUAUAUCCUUGAUUAAAAUAAUACAUCUUAAUGUACUGAUGAUUUUAUUUUUUUAAUACUCUGAAUCUUCAAAGUAACCUGAGCUGCCAAAUAAUGUAAAGCACAGUGUUUGCCUCUGAAAUGUAGCAGAUUUAAAAAAAAAUUAAAAUUGGAAUACUCAAA
Epinephelus fuscoguttatus (brown-marbled grouper) is the source of this 3582-nucleotide messenger RNA. RefSeq names its product NIMA-related kinase 8 (gene nek8). The transcript has 15 exons. The record is from RefSeq and is a predicted model, not a curated record. The coding region runs from base 31 to 2121 and encodes 696 amino acids. Lineage: Eukaryota; Metazoa; Chordata; Actinopteri; Perciformes; Serranidae. Gene Ontology annotation, biological process: protein phosphorylation. Gene Ontology annotation, molecular function: protein kinase activity; ATP binding.